GACGAGGCCGACCUUGCGCCCGCUUCUCCCCGCAGAGCAACUGGAACGAGAUCGUCGACAGCUUCGACGACAUGAACCUGUCCGAGUCCCUCCUGCGGGGCAUCUACGCGUACGGUUUUGAGAAACCUUCUGCUAUCCAGCAGCGAGCCAUUCUCCCUUGCAUCAAGGGUUACGAUGUGAUCGCUCAAGCCCAGUCUGGCACUGGGAAAACAGCCACGUUUGCCAUCUCCAUCUUACAGCAGAUUGAGCUGGACCUGAAAGCCACCCAGGCCCUGGUGCUGGCCCCCACGAGGGAGUUGGCUCAGCAGAUCCAGAAGGUGGUGAUGGCUCUUGGGGACUACAUGGGGGCCUCCUGCCACGCUUGUAUAGGAGGGACAAAUGUUCGGGCCGAAGUUCAGAAGCUGCAAAUGGAAGCUCCCCAUAUCAUCGUGGGGACUCCGGGGCGCGUGUUCGACAUGCUGAACAGAAGAUAUUUGUCACCAAAGUUUAUCAAGAUGUUUGUGCUGGACGAAGCUGAUGAGAUGUUGAGCCGAGGCUUUAAGGACCAGAUCUAUGAUAUAUUCCAGAAACUGAGUGGGAACACGCAGGUGGUUCUCCUGUCUGCCACCAUGCCGAUGGACGUGCUGGAGGUGACCAAGAAAUUCAUGAGGGACCCAAUCCGUAUUCUAGUGAAGAAGGAAGAGCUGACUCUGGAAGGGAUUCGGCAGUUCUACAUAAAUGUGGAAAGGGAGGAGUGGAAGCUGGACACUCUUUGCGAUCUCUACGAGACCCUGACUAUCACCCAGGCGGUCAUCUUCAUCAACACCCGGAGGAAGGUGGACUGGCUGACGGAGAAGAUGCAUGCCCGGGACUUCACUGUUUCAGCCAUGCACGGGGACAUGGACCAGAAGGAGCGUGACGUCAUCAUGAGAGAGUUCCGCUCCGGCUCCAGCCGGGUCCUGAUCACCACUGACUUGCUGGCCCGUGGAAUCGAUGUCCAACAGGUGUCCCUGGUCAUUAACUACGACCUCCCCACCAACCGCGAGAACUACAUCCACAGGAUCGGUCGAGGUGGCCGUUUCGGAAGGAAAGGCGUCGCCAUCAACAUGGUGACAGAAGAAGACAAGCGCACUCUGCGCGACAUCGAGACUUUCUACAACACCUCAAUUGAGGAGAUGCCUCUCAACGUGGCUGACCUCAUCUGAGCUGCCGGGGGGGCACUGUGCCACGGCACCCCUUGCUUCUCCCCCCACGCCCCACAGCUAGGCACAGUAUUCUCCCGUUCCUGCCCUUUUCUAUUUUUGAGUUUUUUGCCUUUUGAAUAAAUGUCACUUUUUUGGAGGCAGAAUGAAAGAAAUCCUUAGUGUUUACAGGCGCUUCUCCGUGUCUUGUUUUCCUCCCUCCCUCCUUUGUGACUUCAUUUUGUAGCUCAGUUGUCCAAAUAUUCCCUGUAUGCAGAACAGAGGUAUCCUUUCGUGUGGGGAUCAAGUGAGUAGAUCACAGAAGCUAGAAUUUCUGGCUGCUUCCUGCCCUGCCUUUCCCAGAAAAUAAUUUUGUAGUUUUUGAAAUAAACCUUUCGAGAGAAUCAUGGUGCUAAUGGGAAAAAAAAAAAAAAGCUUGAGAAUCUAAAACCUACCUCAAAAGGUCAUGGUUUUUUUUCUCCCUGCCUAAAAUUAAACAAAUUGCCAACGUGUUUUUCUCUUUAUGAAAUGAGACCUUCCCUAUCACAUUUUU
Messenger RNA from Python bivittatus (Burmese python), 1713 nucleotides. Lineage: Eukaryota; Metazoa; Chordata; Lepidosauria; Squamata; Pythonidae. The record is from RefSeq and is a predicted model, not a curated record.